Molecule: messenger RNA, 863 nt
Organism: Agrilus planipennis (emerald ash borer)
Lineage: Eukaryota; Metazoa; Arthropoda; Insecta; Coleoptera; Buprestidae
Product: protein NDUFAF4 homolog
Exons: 4
Coding region: 166-765 (199 amino acids)
Biological process (GO): mitochondrial respiratory chain complex I assembly
Cellular component (GO): mitochondrion
Source: RefSeq, a predicted model, not a curated record
AUGGGUUUAAUAAUCCACAAUUAGUAGGUUAAUGUUUAAACUGCGAACGAUUUAAAAUUAAACAUUUUUUAAAAGCUAGUUAAAGACAUUGUAAAUAGGAAUAUAUCAGAUUGUUAUAGUACUUGGUCGUUCACAAACUUAAAAAAAACACUUGACAAAUUUGUAAUGGGUAAAAUUCUUUCGCUGGCAAUGAAACCGAUAAGGGAUUUUAAUUUUGAAAGUAGAGCUCAUAAAGUUAUUUCGAGAGAAAAACCUGCUCCUGCUCCGAAAUAUAAAGUUGAUUUAUUGGAAUUAGAACGCAUUCAGAGAGACCAUCCAGAGAUAAUAGAAGAAAACUUGAAAAAAGACGAAAUGUUGAAUAAGCGCUUAAAAAAUGUAUUCGUCGAUUCGUACGAUCCUGCUAAGUUGCAAAAGCAGCCUCAAAAUCCUAACCGACCAUUACCAACUAGUAGAACCCCAGCAGGCGAUUUUGAAUACGGUUUUCAUGAACCUAGAGAAGUUCCCCCAGGAAGAGUCACAUUAAAAAAUGCUUUACAAUUUAUAAAUAAUCAUCAAUUGGACCCUAAAAAUUAUACAUCAACAAAAAUAGCACUCCAAUAUAAUUUACCUGAGGAAACUGUUAAGCACAUCUUAAUGUACUGUAAAAUUUUUGAAAUGUAUUUUCCAAAAGAAGAGAAAAAGACAAAAACAAGCUUUUUUGGUCGCUAUGUGCCAAGAAAAGAAAUAGUUAGGACGAAACUCGAAGACACUUCCUCAAAAGACUAGUGAAGAUUAUUAUUCACAAAGGUUACCCCAAAUAGUGUAGUAUCUGUAAUAAGUUAUUAUUUAAAAAAUGUAGUGGGAUAAACAACUUUUUUAGAGAA